ACACUCAUAGAUGACUUGAAAGAGUCACGUGUGAUGGCAUUAGGAAAUAUCAAACGGUCCCAAGAAAAACAAAAAUUUGUUCACGACGAGCGGCAUACUUUACGCAGCUUCACGAUCGGAGAUAAG
This is a messenger RNA of Dentiscutata heterogama, 126 nucleotides long. The record is from the annotation of a GenBank genome assembly. NCBI's taxonomy places the organism in Eukaryota, Fungi, Glomeromycota, Glomeromycetes, Diversisporales, Gigasporaceae.